Messenger RNA from Phalacrocorax carbo (great cormorant), 2133 nucleotides. The record is from RefSeq and is a predicted model, not a curated record. NCBI's taxonomy places the organism in Eukaryota, Metazoa, Chordata, Aves, Suliformes, Phalacrocoracidae.
CGAACCCCUCACGGCGGCGGGCCCUCGGCGCCGGGACGAGCCCCUCGCCCCCCGGCCCGGGCGGCGCCCCGGCUGCGCAUCCUCCGGCCGGUGCCCCCCGCCCCGGCGGGGGUUGCGUGUUCCCCCCCGCGGUCCCCCGGUUAUUGCAUCACCCCCAGCCCCUCGCCGGGCCCGGGGGGGCGGGCGCAGGGGCAGGCCCAGCGCAGGCUCCGAGCCAUUGGCAGCCGGCGGCGGGGCGGAGGCGGGCGGCGGGCGGCGGGCGGCGGGCUGGGCACUGCGCGGCGCGGUGCGGAGCGGUGCGGAGCGGAGCGGAGGCGGCGGCAGCAGCACCGGCAUCGGCACCGGGCUUCCCCCCCCCCCCGCCCCUUCCCCCGGCCCGGCCGCCCCCAUGGCCACCAAAAUCGACAAGGAGGCGUGCAGGGAGGCGUACAACCUCGUCAGGGACGAUGCCACCGAGGUGAACUGGGUGACUUUUAAAUGUAUUAUUCCCCUUCUCUUUUCCCCUUCCCAAAGGGUGACUUUUAAAUACAAUGGCUCUACAAUCGUCCCCGGAGACCAAGGGGUAGACUAUGAAACCUUUAAAAGGAAGUGCACAGAUGAUGUUCGAUUGUUUGGCUUUGUCCGAUUCACGACCGGCGAUGCCAUGAGCAAGCGAGUCAAGUUUGCCCUCAUCACUUGGAUUGGAGAGGAUGUCAGUGGCCUGCAGAGAGCCAAAACUGGGACCGACAAGACUCUGGUCAAAGAAGUAGUACAGAACUUUGCCAAAGAAUUUGUGAUCAGUGACCACAAAGAGCUGGAUGAAGAUUACAUCAAGAAUGAGCUGAAGAAAGCAGGGGGGGCUAAUUAUGAUGCACAGACUGAGUAAACCCACGAACCUCCUGGCACCAUCACCUGGAUCUCAAAGGGAGCGGAAAGGCACAACAAAUUAACACAACUGAGAGAUGAGGCAACUGAAAUCCCCAGCUUUCUGUGUGUGCACCUAAGAACUCCCUUCCUUUGCGUACAGCGGACUUUUUUUUUUCCAUUCCAUCUCAUGAAACAUCCCUCUCUGGGGUUCUGGUCCCCCCCGUACACCCCCCUUCCCAUUUUUUUUACUCAUAACUCUGUCCAUGUUCUCUCAUCUGCGGAAUUUAGGUUUGGCUCUGCUUUGCUCCCGUUCAGCAUUGUGUUCGUAGAGGCUUGCCAUUGUGUCCUUCUUCAUAUGCAUGCGUGUCUGUGUGUUUUAGUUGGGCUCAACCUGGUCUCUGAGGGGAGAAAGUUUUGGAGGAGUUCUGAACAUCGAUUAUUUUCGUUUUUUGUUUAAUAUGUUCUCACUGAUAUUCUUGGGAAUAAUGUUUUUUGCUGUUCUAGGCUCAGAUCAACUUGAGUUGACUUCACUCAAACUCUUAAUAAAUUGUCUAAGCUUAAUUGUCCAGCGGAGGUCUUAUCUAACAGCUUAAAAAACAAAGCGAACCAACAAAAAAAAUUCUUUAACUCUUAAUAAAUGGGAAUAAAUUUGCCUUAAACAAUGCUUGACAGUUGCUAUGCUAUGUGCUGCAUCUCGACCCCUCCCUCUUAAAAAUAAGAUCCAACAUGAUCCAAAUGUGGAGGUUUUGUUGUUUUCUGGACGUGUCACGGCACAGUAAAGUGAGGGGCUUAGAAACGGCUGGGCACUUGUUCACUAUUUUGUGUACAUUGGUCUCUGGGUUUGUAUUUGACUUUCCUAAUGCUGGGGCUCAGGAGGUGAAACUGAAAAGCAUAGAUUUUCUUUUUAAAUGAUGUCUCCAAAAAUAGCAGCCGCUGAAUCCUAAUAGCCUUCUCUGCCCAUGCGCCCGCUGGUUUUCUGCAGUUAAACACAACAUCUUUGGUUACGUGGGGCCUUCGGGCAGUGAACCACGCUGCAGCAGAGCCCGAGGGAUGGAGCAGGGCAGCUCCGUCCCAGUCGGGCCGAAACAUUCAACAGCAGAGAUAACCCGGGCACAGUUUGUUUGGUACCAAGCUGUUUGUUUGGGGGGCUUCUUUGUAUGGCUUUCUUUUUCUUUUCCAUCAAAGGUAACUGUCCCCAGAAUUAUGUGUAGGGGGAAACUGUGAUGUACUGGGGCUUGGGAGUCAGCGCUAUAAACCCAUUACAGAAAUAAAUGUUUUUCAAGAACA